AUGGCUGCCAACAUCAAUUUCCAUCUAGGAGGCUGCCUCAGAACCCCUGCCAAUAUUCUCCUGUUUGCUUUUUGGUUCUGGGUCAAUUCAGCAAAGUCGAAGGCAAAGCGGACCGGCGGCUGCAUCUUGCCAGCUCCUUCCACCCAACCGCCAGAAACAUCUAACCGGGUCUCAUAGCCUGGGUAGCCAGUCGAACAGGCAGCAAACGACCCGGACAGCCCAUAG
This is a messenger RNA of Gaeumannomyces tritici R3-111a-1, 225 nucleotides long. RefSeq lists its product as hypothetical. The transcript has a single exon. Lineage: Eukaryota; Fungi; Ascomycota; Sordariomycetes; Magnaporthales; Magnaporthaceae. The record is from RefSeq and is a predicted model, not a curated record. The coding region runs from base 1 to 177 and encodes 58 amino acids.